AACAUCAAGCAGCCACCUUUCAAGUUUAGGUAUCCUUCCUCUUUAGAAUUCAUAUACCUCCCUUCAAUGCAUCAACCAUAUACAAAACCCAAGACAUUAUAAUUUGGUUUUGAUUCAUCUCUUUUGAUCCUUCCUUGCUCAACUAGCCUGUCUCUUUUUAAAGAAACCAAUAGACGAGCUACUUUUUCUUCUGCUUUCUUUGUCAAUGCUCAAUACUGUUACAGUAUCUCGGCUAUAAAAUAUCAGUUUGGAGGUUCAUUUAUUGGAAGUUUUUAUUUCUUUUCUUUUUCUUUUUCUUUUUCAAUCAAUUCCUCUGCCUCAAUUUUAAAAAUCCCCAUCUGGGUUUUGCUUCUUCCAUUCUCAAGUCUUUUGUCCUGGGUGGGAAGAUCAAAUUUUCAUCUCUCUUUUCAAGAUUCUUUUGGAUUCGUUAAAGGUGGGUCUUUAUUAGAUUCUAAGUUUUAUGCUGCUAAGAAAAAGAAAAAGAGAUUCCUGAUUCCGUGUAAAUGAUUCUAAAUUGAAAGCCUUUCAGACUACCAUAAAAACCUCACUCUUUGCACAUACUCUCUGUCUUCCUGUUCUAUACUGUCCUCUCAAUUCAAUAUGAACUCGUAAGCAAACAUUGCACGUAAGUAUUUACAGUCAUGGAAACUAUACAUCCAUCUUUUUAUUGGUUUAGCCAAAGCACAGAGUGGACUAAAGAGGAGAACAAGGAAUUUGAGAGGGCUUUGGCAAUAUAUGAUGAGCAUGAGCCUGAUCGAUGGACAAAAGUGGCAGCUAUGAUCCCAGGAAAGACAGUAUACGAUGUGAUCAAGCAGUAUAGGGAGCUGGAAGAGGAUGUUAGUGACAUAGAAGCUGGGAAGAUACCUAUUCCCGGUUACGUUAGUUCACCCAUUGCAUUGGAUUGGGUUGAAGAUCGCAAUUUUGAUGCAUAUAGAAAGAGGCCUUUGCCUACCAAAAAUGGUGACCAGGAGAGGAAGAAAGGUGUGCCAUGGACGGAGGAUGAGCACAGGCUGUUCCUUUUGGGGCUUUUAAAGCAUGGAAAAGGGGAUUGGAGGAAUAUUUCCAGGAAUUUCGUAGUUUCCAAGACUCCAACUCAAGUAGCAAGCCAUGCACAGAAGUACUUUAUAAGGCAGCAGCUUUCUGGGGUGAAAGACAAGAGAAGACCAAGCAUACAUGACAUCACAACAGUCAAUCUCACUACUACUCCAUCAGAGGGUAAUAAACUUCCCUCGCUAGACCAUUCCAAUGCUCUUUUAUCACAAAACGCCACUAGUAUGCAGAAAAUGUUAAUUGAUUGGAACGACUCAAAGAACGGAUCAAUUAUGGUAUUUGAUUCUAGUCAGGGCAACUUGCUUGUGUCAUCUCCUAGUGGGAUUGCUUCCAAUGGCUUUAAACUUCAGGAGCAAAAUCUUUAUGCUGGUGCCCAUAUCAUCCCACAUAACUUGGUUUUCCAGAGACAUCAAAUUCCUGGAUAAGAGGCUAUCCUUGAGUUGAAAGGAAUCUGAAAUGGCAGUGCUUUUGCUUUAGUUCUGUAUGGUUUUGUUAAUGGGUAGCCUGUGGUAGUCAUUGUUUCUGAAAAUAGCAGAGAUUUUAAAUCAUAUGAUGUCUCAAAUUUCAAAGCCCAGAUGAUGAAAUUAAAAUGUAAGACUGUUGAAUGAGCAAGAAAAUCCCAGUUUAGUAGGUUUCUUGGACAAAGGUGAAAGCUUACCAUUUAUUAUAAAUCUGCAUCAAGAAACUCCUCUGUUUUUACAAA
Hevea brasiliensis (rubber tree) is the source of this 1753-nucleotide messenger RNA. Its product is annotated as transcription factor DIVARICATA-like. The transcript is spliced from 2 exons. Bases 642 to 1475 code for a protein of 277 amino acids. The record is from RefSeq and is a predicted model, not a curated record. Gene Ontology annotation, molecular function: DNA binding. Lineage: Eukaryota; Viridiplantae; Streptophyta; Magnoliopsida; Malpighiales; Euphorbiaceae.